Messenger RNA from Syngnathoides biaculeatus (alligator pipefish), 2574 nucleotides. RefSeq names its product carboxypeptidase Z-like. Gene Ontology annotation, biological process: proteolysis. Gene Ontology annotation, molecular function: zinc ion binding; metallocarboxypeptidase activity; protein binding. The coding region runs from base 158 to 2209 and encodes 683 amino acids. NCBI's taxonomy places the organism in Eukaryota, Metazoa, Chordata, Actinopteri, Syngnathiformes, Syngnathidae. The record is from RefSeq and is a predicted model, not a curated record. The transcript has 11 exons.
CAGCCAAUAACGGAGCUGAAAGUUCCCGACGAGUUGAGUUGCUCUGACGGCAUCAAAACAUUACUUGACGCGCUUGUAACUCGAUCUCAAGGCGGUGAAGGGAGAGAAAAGGGGGGCUGGGGGAUUGUUUUUUUUUUUUUUUUUUUCGGGGGGAAUUAUGUUGCCACAUCGCUGGAACACAAAAUUGUGGAAAAUGGCCAUCAUGGUCCUCGUCGCGCUGCAAAUUCUCAGCGCCGCGCUGGUGACGGCUUCGCCUCCGCGAUGUGACUCCGGGAUUCGAGGUCACUGCAAGCCAGUCGUGGAGGAGAAACCCAAAUGCGAGGAGAUGCAGCUGUCCUACUGCGACAACAUGGGCUACACGGAGACCAUGUUCCCCAACAUCCUGGGCCACGCCAACCGCCAGGAUGCUGAGAGCGGCGUGGAGUACCUCCUCAUGAGCGUGCUGGAGUCUCUGCUGGGCGGCGAGUGCCACCUGGACGCGCGCAUGCUAGGCUGCGCCGUGCUGGCGCCACGUUGCGAGGGGGAUAAAGUGCUGAAGCCGUGCCGGCGGGUUUGCGAGGCGACGCGCAAACGCUGCAUCCACGCCUUCGAGGGAAUCCAGAUGGCCUGGCCUUACUUCCUGGACUGCGACCGCUUCUUUGUGAGCGACGAGGAAGGAUGCUACGACCCGCUCCAGGACCUCAGAGCACAAGCGGACGGAGAUGAAGACUACAUGUUCUUGGACGGGCCCCCGGUGGAACCGGCCCUGAAGAUCAAAUACACGUAUCACUCCAACGCGCAGCUCAACAGCAUCUUGAAGCGGACGGAGCAGGAAUGCGCCGACAUCGCCAAAACCUACAGCAUCGGCCGCAGCACCGAGGGCAAAGAACUGCUGGUCAUCGAGUUCUCCGACAGCCCCGGUCAGCACGAGCUGCUGGAGCCGGAGAUUAAGUUCAUCGGCAACAUGCAUGGGGACGAAGUGGUGGGCCGCCAGCUGCUGGUCUACUUGGCGCAGUACUUGUGCUCCGAGUACCGCCUGGGCAACGAGCGCAUCCGGACCCUGGUCAACACCACGCGGAUCCACAUCCUGCCCUCCAUGAACCCGGACGGCUACGAGACGGCGUUUUCCGGACAGCAGGACAGGAACAGCGGCGUCGAGGACGACGACGACGACCAAAUGGGUCGCACCUAUAGCGCGUCCAACGUUGGCCGGAACAACGCCCAGAACGUGGACCUGAACAGAAACUUCCCCGAUUUGACAUCCAUCGUUUACGGCCGACGCCGACAAAAGGGCCACCGCACCGACCACGUCCCAAUCCCGGACCAUUACUGGUUCGGCAAGGUCGCGCCCGAGACGUACGCCGUGAUGAAAUGGAUCCGCUCCGUCCCGUUCGUGCUCUCGGCGAACCUCCGCGGCGGCGAUCUGGUGGUGUCCUACCCGUACGAUCGCUCCAAGCACCCGCUGGAUCUCAACCUGUUUUCCGCCACCCCCGACGACAAGGUAUUUAAGUUUCUGUCCAGAAGCUACGCCAGCACGCACGAAAGCAUGUACACCGGAAACACCCGCUGUGGAUCGGCACACCCGCACAGUCACAGAGGAACGGUGAACGGAGCGGAGUGGGCGAGCAGCUCCGGAGGCAUGCAGGAUUUCAACUACCUCCACACCAACUGCUUCGAGGUGACCUUGCAUCUGGGCUGCGAGAAAUUCCCGCCCGAGGAGGAUUUGUUCAUCAGUUGGCAUGAAAAUCAGGAGGCGUUGAUGUCGUUCAUAGAAGCAGUCCAUCGCGGUAUCAAAGGCAUCGUAAGAGACGUGGAGGGAAACGGAAUAAAAGGUGCGAGGAUAUCAGUGCGAGGAAUACGCCAUGACAUCACCACAGCUGAAAACGGAGAAUACUGGCGCCUGCUCAGCCCCGGCGUCCACAUCGUGUCGGCCUCGGCGCCCGGGUACACUCGAGCGGCCAAGAAGAUCCACCUGCCUGCCAUGAUGCACUCGGCCGGGCGGGUGGACUUUGUGCUGGAGAAGACGGCGCUGGAGCCCGACCAGCUGGAGGAGGAGGCCGCCGCUGUCGCCGCCUACGAACGCUUCGACCCCAACAACCAGUACGAACGCUACACCCAGACGGCGGACGUCAGCCAGAGCCGCCCGGAGAGAGUGGAGAAGCCCUGGUGGUGGAACUACUUCGUCUUGCCGGGUGCGCCGUCUCCGACCUGGUUGCUGUUGAGCCACUAGCUCGCCUUUUCGUGCUCGAAACGGGAGCAUAACGCCGCUUAUAAACCAAACAAACCAAAAAAAAAAAAAGAAAAAACAGGACUCAAGCUCACUCAUUUCUUCAAAUAAGAGGCACCGUAUCCUCGCUUCAAGCGGUUUGUUCGGCGCUCUCUGUACGUAAAACUGAAUUAAUUCAAGGCCCGGGAAACGGACGCAAAAAAAAAAAAAAAAAAAAAAUGUCUUGUAAAUUUCACACGCCGGAGAGAAUGUUGUUAACAAGUCUGCCAGAUUUGAACGAAUAAGAAAGUAUAUUGAACCAAGAACUGAGCCGCUGGCCACAAGAAGGCAACCCGAGUCGUUUAUUUUUUUCAUUUUUUUUGUAAUAU